Messenger RNA from Vespa crabro (European hornet), 5472 nucleotides. Its product is annotated as nuclear-pore anchor-like. The transcript is spliced from 4 exons. The coding region runs from base 462 to 5231 and encodes 1589 amino acids. Lineage: Eukaryota; Metazoa; Arthropoda; Insecta; Hymenoptera; Vespidae. The record is from RefSeq and is a predicted model, not a curated record.
AAUAAUAAUCCAUGUUCAAAUAAAAAGAAAAGAAAGAAGUUAAAAUAAAAAGACAAAAAGAGUAUCGAAAGGAUAGUUUGACGUAAAGACACCUACGCACAGAGAAAUUUCACCGAGUUUGGAAUAUCGUCAGAGAGUAGAUAACGGUUAGUAAUUUUCUACCUGGUUAACCAAUACCGUACGAGUUUCUCAAUCUUUCCAUUCGUAACAUUAGCCACCCUCGCAACUAUUCGCACCCUGUUGCACGGGGUCCCAUGUGGCCUGAGCUGAUAAGCACGAAAUUGUGUUUUCAUCGAAUUUACAGAGCGUAUCUGCCUGUAUAAAAGGAGCACCCUGGGGACUACCAGCAUCAGCAGCUCUCCAGAGCUCAGAGGAAGAACAUCUUCCGAGUUUCAAUAUUUUUUGCUUCGAAGAAACAAGAACGAGAACUUUAGAAAUCAUCAAAUUUCUAAUCGUACAGAAUGAGGCGUACGAGGCACGUGGUCUUACCCGUGCGGUCCUGGCAAUACAUCGGUUUAUUACUGGUAUCACUGGCAUGCGUGACUUUCGGUUUGAUAGCUAGGGACAGAGAAGGACAAGCAGGAAGCCUGACCGGUCCUGAACUCCUUCAUCGUGCCCCUCAUAAUGUGGACGUUUGCCCAAAUUUGAAUCCUUUGACAACAUCUUCGGUCUGUCUUGCUCUUCCGGAAAAACAGUAUCUCACCUUGAAAAAUAAUGAAGAAAAGGAAAUCGGUUCCGACAUCAUUCGAGUUGAACGUAAAAAAUCGACCGAAUCGUGUAUUAACAGGAAUGCACUUUUGGAAAGAAGACACGGAACGUUGAGCGAACGACGAGUUUCAGAACGUUCUUCUUAUUCAACAAACAGACCGUCACGUUCUUUGGAACGAGUCGAUUCAAGGAUCGAAAACGUUCGAUUAUCUUAUCGCCAUUCGCCAAAUCCGGAAAUGACUCGAGAUAUAACGGAUCGUAUAAGGCAAUUAUCAAGAAGGUUCUCUAAUGAUAAAUUAUCAAGAAGGUUCUCUAAUGAUAAAUUUAGAUCCAUAGAACGUCGCGAGCAAAAUGGAAUCAAACGAACAGACGGACAAAGAAUUCUUGAUAAUCAUGAAUUAAAAGAACGAAGAGAACGAUUCGAAGUAGACACACGUAGAAAGUUCGAUUCUCGAGGUAUCGAAAAAAGAGAAAUUAGGAACAUUGAAAGAACAAUUGGAGAUAAUAGAAAAAAUGUUCGAGAAAAAACUCAAGAUAAUAGAUCGAAUUCUGUAGAAAGACAAGCUGCUAAAAGCGAAAAUAUGGAAAGGCGUUUCAUGAAAGAACGACGCAGUAACGAUCGUAGAAAUUCUCGAAUCGACACUUCGGACCAUCAAUCGAAUAUAGAUGUAAAACGUAGAAAUUCUCGAGUCGAUACUUUAAAUCGCGAACGUCAAUUGGAUAUAAGCGCAGAACGUAGAAAUUCUCGACUUGAUACUGUUAAUAGCCAACGCGGAUCAAACCUAAGCGUAGAACGUAGAAAUUCUCGACUUAAUACUUUUAAUCGUGAACGUCAAUCAAAUAUAGAUGCAGAACGUAGAAAUUCUCGAGCCGAUACUUUAAAUCGCGAACGUCGAUUGGAUGUAAGCGCAGAACGUAGAAAUUCUCGACUUAAUACUUUUAAUCGCGAACGUCAAUCAAGUAUAGAUGCAGAACGUAGAAAUUCUCGAGCCGAUACUUUAAAUCGCGAACGUCGAUUGGAUGUAAGUGCAGAACGUAGAAAUUCUCGACUUGAUACUGUUAAUAGCCAACGAGGAUCAAACCUAAGCGUAGAACGUAGAAAUUCUCGACUUAAUACUUUUAAUCGUGAACGUCAAUCAAAUAUAGAUGCAGAACGUCAAUCAAAUAUAGAUGCAGAACGUAGAAAUUCUCGAGCCGAUACUUUAAAUCGCGAACGUCGAUUGGAUGUAAGCGCAGAACGUAGAAAUUCUCGACUUGAUACUUUUAAUCGCGAACGUCAAUCAAGUAUAGAUGCAGAACGUAGAAAUUCUCCAGCCGAUACUUUAAAUCGCGAACGUCGAUUGGAUGUAAGUGCAGAACGUAGAAAUUCUCGACUUGAUACUGUUAAUAGCCAACGAGGAUCAAACCUAAGCGUAGAACGUAGAAAUUCUCGACUUAAUACUUUUAAUCGUGAACGUCAAUCAAAUAUAGAUGCAGAACGUAGAAAUUCUCGAGCCGAUACUUUAAAUCGCGAACGUCGAUUGGAUGUAAGCGCAGAACGUAGAAAUUCUCGACUUGAUACUUUUAAUCGCGAACGUCAAUCAAGUAUAGAUGCAGAACGUAGAAAUUCUCGAGCCGAUAUUUUAAAUCGCGAACGUCGAUUGGAUGUAAGCGCAGAACGUAGAAAUUCUCGACUUGAUACUGUUAAUAGCCAACGCGGAUCAAACCUAAGCGUAGAACGUAGAAAUUCUCGACUUAAUACUUUUAAUCGUGAACGUCAAUCAAAUAUAGAUGCAGAACGUAGAAAUUCUCGAGCCGAUACUUUAAAUCGCGAACGUCGAUUGGAUGUAAGUGCAGAACGUAGAAAUUCUCGACUUGAUACUAUUAAUAGACAACGUGGAUCAAACCUUAGCGUAGAACGUAGAAAUUCUCGACUUAAUACUUUUAAUCGCGAACGUCAAUCAAAUAUAGAUGCAGAACGUAGAAAUUCUCGAGCCGAUACUUUAAAUCGCGAACGUCGAUUGGAUGUAAGUGCAGAACGUAGAAAUUCUCAACUUGAUACUGUUAAUAGCCAACGUGAAUCAAGCUUAAACGCAGAACGUAGAAAUUCUCGACUUAAUACUGUUAAUAGCCAACGUGGAACAAGCUUAAGCGUAGAACGUAGAAAUUCUCGACUUAAUACUUUUAAUCGCGAACGUCAAUCAAAUAUAGAUGCAGAACGUAGAAAUUCUCGAACCAAUACUUUAAAUCGCGAACGUCGAUUGGAUGUAAGCGCAGAACGUAGAAAUUCUCGACUUGAUACUGUUAAUAGCCAACGCGAAUCAAACCUAAGCAUAGAACGUAGAAAUUCUCGAUUUAAUACUUUAAAUCGCGAACAUCGAUUGGAUGUAAGUGCAGAACGUAGAAAUUCUCGACUUGAUACUAUUAAUAGACAACGUGGAUCAAACCUUAGCGUAGAACGUAGUAAUUCUCGAACUGAUACUUUAAAUCGCGAACGUCGAUUGGAUGUAAGCGCAGAACGUAGAAAUUCUCGACUUGAUACUGUUAAUAGCCAGCGCGGAUCAAGCUUAAGCGUAGAACGCAGAAAUUCUCGACUUAAUACUUUUAAUCGCGGAUCAAACCUAAGCGUAGAACGUAAAAAUUCCCAAUUUAAUACUUUCAAUCGUGAACGUCGAUUGAGCGUAGAUGUAGAACGUAAAAAUUCCCAACACGAUACUUUUAACCGCGAACGUCAAUCAAAUGUAGACGUAGAAUAUAGAAAUAAUCGACGUGAUACUUCUAAUCGUGAACAUCGAUCGUCAAGUAUGACUGACCUAACACGAACUCGAAAUCGAUACGAUCGUGAAUCAAUUAUUUCGAACUUUUUAAGAAUAAGAAAAUCUACCUCUCACGAUAAUACACCAGCUGAUCGACAUGAUAUCAGACGAAAAAAUUCCCUCUCCGAAAUUAGAAAUAUAAGAUUUAAGUCGUUGGAACGGCAGCAAUUUGGUAACAGACUCGAGAAUCAACGAUUUGAACAAAGAAUGAUCGAUCUCGAAAAUCGGGAACUCCUCAAUCGGCGCUCUCGUUCAGUCGAUCGACAAAAUACGAACACAUUAGAUCGUAAUAACAGAUACCUCGGUUUAGAACGUAGAAUCUUAAUUGAUCGUGCAUCCGAAUAUAUAGAUCGCCGUGAUAAUAGACGCAAACUUGUUAAUCGUUUAUCACGAUCUUCAUUCUCUGUUAGGAAUUCUCGAGGAGAAAUUGUUCAUACUAAACCCAACAGAUCGUCCGAAUCUAUAGAUAACUACGAACAACGCAAUAUUUUAUUGAACCACCGAAUUAUGGAAAUACAGAAACCAAAUCGUCGUGAAGUUAACACUCUGAGGCGUACGGUUCGAUCUUCAAAUAUUGAAUAUCUUCGAAAUUCUCCUCGUAUCGCACGUUACUCUUCCGAUCGAUCCUUCUUAGAUCAUACCAAUAGAAUCGAACGUUUCUCGAAUGAACGAUCGAACGAAAAAUUGACCGAACGUAGAUCAACGCGAGGAGAAAUCGCCGUCGAGAUUUCAUUUGCGGAACGAAGACAAACGCAAUACGGACAACAUCGCAUUACAAGGACAUUAACACCCGAAAUUUCGAAUCGUAGAUCAUUUAUUGCACGAAAAUACCACGUUUCCAGGCAAGUAGAGAGCUUCCAAGCACUGAGUCGCUCGUUCGACAAUAUGAAUCGAUUGAAUUCCAACGAAAGACGCGAAUCCGUUGAAAGUAGGAGCUUUAAAACAGACAACAAUCGUAGAUCAUCUGUUUUAUCGACCGAUCGACAAGACACUCAACGACAACGAGAAAAUCUUGAACGGACUUCCAUUUUGCUUCGUACGAAUGAUCUUCAAGAACAAAGACGUUUAAAUAUGAGGGUUCAAGAACGAUAUAAUAGAAAAAUCCAAAGAACGAUUAGUGAGAGGCGUAAAUCCACUGAAUCUAGCUUGGCCGGUAAAGUAGAACGUUCUACGGAAUUAAAAUCUCAUGAUCAUCAAAGAAACGUUCGAUUGAAUUUGAUAGUAACGCGACAUAAUGGUUCACUUUACCGAGAAGUAAAUGAUGAUUUCGAUAAAGGUUUCAAAUUGAUUGAACGAUCUCGAAGCAACGCUAAUAGGAGAUCUUCGUAUCGAAAAUUAGUCGACCUCAGACAAUUUAAUUCUCUUCGUGACAAAAUCAGAACCUCUGAAAUGUUUACUCGGGAUCGAAAUACACUUUUUGUUCCUAUGAUCGAUCGUGAUCGAUUUGAUUUAAUAAGAGACGGAGAGAAGACAAGACGAUUAUUUGAUACAAAUCACCGAACUCAGAAAAUCUUAGAAUUUAGAAAUGACGAAUACGGAAAGCAAACCGGAAUGAUAGCGAACUUACUAAGAACGAACGUUCUUUCGAACUACGAUUUGUCUUUCGAAAUUAUACGACAACCUUUUAUAAUCAUCAUUUGUAUCUUAUACGGAUCAUCGAUGUCCAAAAAUAACAAACUUUUUACUGAUAAUCUGAUGCAGUAUAUUCCCAAAUUUGCAUUAUGGUGAAUAAUUCCACGUCGACACUAUGCUACUUUUAACAUGCUACUUCUAUGAACCUGCUCGUCGUUGCUGUAAUAUAUCUAUAUAUUAUUUAUAUGUUAUCUAUAUAUAAUAGAAUAUAUCUGCAAAUACUCGUUUGUGCAGUUAAUGUAGAACACAAAGAAAUAACAAAAUAAUAUAUAUAUAUAUGUAUGUAUAAAGUAUAUUUUUUGUGCGAAUAAAUUGUUCAAACAAAAGUAAAAUGUAU